AUGUCGGAUGCGUAUACCGUCCGUGGCUUCUGGGGCAAGUUCUGGCAUCAAUCUUUGCGGUGGCCCUUUACCUCAGUGAGCAACUAUAUCACGAGAGAUGUCCUCCGGCUUCCCCGUCCCUCUAUAUUGGAACGCUACGCCAAUAUCUCUUUCACUUUCUUCAUGUCUGGUGUAUUACACUUGGUCUGUAAUGCUAUCCUGGGAAUUCCACCAUCAGAAUCUGGCGCUGUUAAGUUCUUCUGCUGUUUUCCCCUUGCUAUCAUAAUCGAGGAUGGAAUCGAGGAAUUCUGGCACCGAGUGGCAGGACAGGAUAAGGUCAAUAUUCAACCAGUCCAGCCAGUCCCCUUCUGGCAGAGGUUGAUAGGCUUCAUUUGGGUAGGUGUCUGGAUGUGUGUGACGUCUCCCUGGUACCUAUACCCAGCUGCUCGUCAACAGCCGGACAAGGACUGGUUAGUGCCAUUUAGUUUUAUUAAGGCGAUUGGCCUAGUCGCUGUGCAGGCAACCCUUGUGCUUUACGGUAUAUUCCUAUACUUUGCGGUCGGUGGGGAGAUUUAG
Penicillium arizonense is the source of this 555-nucleotide messenger RNA. Its product is annotated as wax synthase family protein. Gene Ontology annotation, biological process: lipid metabolic process. The transcript has 2 exons. The record is from RefSeq and is a predicted model, not a curated record. Bases 1 to 555 code for a protein of 184 amino acids. Lineage: Eukaryota; Fungi; Ascomycota; Eurotiomycetes; Eurotiales; Aspergillaceae.